Entamoeba invadens IP1 is the source of this 1116-nucleotide messenger RNA. RefSeq lists its product as hypothetical. Lineage: Eukaryota; Evosea; Mastigamoebida; Endamoebidae. The coding region runs from base 1 to 1116 and encodes 371 amino acids. The record is from RefSeq and is a predicted model, not a curated record. The transcript has a single exon.
AUGUCACGCCUUGACAAGAAGUGCUUAAGGACGGUUUGUAAGUACUUCCAAAACAUUGAAGACUUUGUUUCGAUGAUUCAAGUUAAAAAAGGGUUGAAGAACCUCUUUGAAAAAUACACUCAAAACCCAAUUCCACUCACACAAAAAACUCGAGCAUUCUUUCCAAACAUUACAGUGUACUCAAUUUCAACUGUCAGAAGCAACACUUUUCAAGACGGUAAAAUCAAUCAAUUGUUAUAUAACUUCACAGUAGAUUAUGAGCGAUUUCUUGUUGAGAGAAGUCGUAACAACAUAUGUAGAAAAGUGGUGUUUACCCAACAAAACAAGGCAAAGUUUGGUGUGGGUGUACCUGAUGGUGUCAAUGUGAUAGAAGACGCUUGUUUUCUAAAUAACCGAAUGUCUCAAAUAGUGUUACCAACAUCAUUAACAAGUCUUCCAGACUCUUGUUUUGAUGGAUGUGAGAACUUGAGGAAGCUUAAGAUGUCGCAAAGAGUCACUUCAAUAGGAAACGCUUGUUUCAAAGACUGCACACAACUGACUAAAAUAGAAUUGCCGUCGUGUUUAGUGUCUUUAGGUAAAUUGUCGUUCUACUCUUGUUACCAAAUCACCACAUUAAAGAUCCCAAAACACAUUCAAAGUAUUGGGAGUGGGUGUUUCAUUAUGUGUUCACAGUUGAAGUCGAUUACAUUUCCAUCAUCUUUGACGUACUUAGGAAAUUCCAUCUUAUUCAAUUGUAUGAACUUGGAGUCUGUGAUCCUCCCAAACUCUUUACUCACACUCGGCGACUUCUUCUUUGCGAAUUGUGCCAGUUUGAAACACCUCGAAAUACCAAUGACAGUCACUUCGUUGGGAAGUAAUUGUUUCAAUGGCUGCUCACAACUCCAAAACAUCUUCUUACCACUCAACUUGAAUUCUAUAGGAAUGCGCUGUUUCAGUAAAUGCUCAUCACUUCGUAACAUAGAAGUCCCAAAAACUGUAUUGAAAAUAUCACUCUAUGCGUUCGAAGAAUGUCACAGACUCUCUGCUAUUACUAUACCAUCGCGCUUUAAAGAUACGACUGACAUCUUCUCGUUCAAACUCCCAACAGAACUGAACAUCCUCGUGUACUAUAAUUAA